AUCAGAGAGGGAUCAGACAGUGGACGAUUCCUCAGCUCUUCUGUCUCGUCACCAUGAGGUUUGAUGAGAUCCUGGACGAAGUUGGUGGAUUUUCCAAGUUCCAGUUCCUGCUCCUGUUCAUCCUGUGCCUCCCCCGCGCCAUCCUCCCCCUCCACUUCCUGCUGCACAACUUCGCCUCUGCCACCCCUCCUCACCGCUGCGCCCUCAGGACCCUCCCAGAGGAUGGGGACCCAGGCCUGGACCCCGAGGUGCUGGCCCUCAGGAUCCCCCGACUGGACAACAAUUCCUUCAGCUCCUGUAGAGUCUACGACCCCCCGCUGACCUCUGACCUCGGACAGGGAAAUGGGACGGCACCGUGUCCUCACGGCUGGACCUACGACCGCUCACAGUUCAGCUCCACCACCGCCACUGAGUGGGAUCUGGUCUGUGAUGAUAAACAGCUGAAUCAAGCUCUCGCCACGUAUUUCUUCCUCGGCGUGACGCUCGGAGCCGUCCUGUUCGGACAGCUCUCAGACAGGUUUGGUCGUAAGUCGAUGCUCUUGGUGGCUUUUAUCACUGCCACCACUCUGGGAGUCACCUCAGCCUUCUCCACCUCCUACGUCAUGUUCGCUGUCUCCAGGGCGCUCUGCGGCGUGGCCCUCAGCGGCAUGUCCAUCAUCGGCGUGGUCCUCGGUAUCGAGUGGACAGACAUAAAGCACCGAACCUUCACCGGCACCGUCAUGAGUUUGUCAUGGAGCGUGGGGAACAUGCUCCUGGCCCUGCUCGCCUACUUCAUACGAGACUGGAGACACCUGAUGCUGGCGGUGACGGCGCCCUGCAUUGCCGCCAUCGUCUCCUGGUGGCUGCCCGAGUCGGCUCGAUGGCUGCUGGCCAACGGCAGAGCAGAGGAGGCCCAGAGGUAUCUGGUUCAGUGUGCCAAGAUGAACGGGAAGAACGAAAACACAUCCAAACUGGACACUGAGGUUCUGGGGAAGGUGAUGGUGUCUGAGGUGGCUGAGAAGAACCACUCCUACCUGGAUCUGAUCAAAACACCUCAGCUGAGGAAGAUCACCCUCUGCUCUGGAUUGUUCUGGUUCGCUGUUGCCUUCCUGUACUACGGGAUCAGCUUCAAGAUCUCAGGUUUCGGCGUCAGUAUCUACCUCACACAGUUCAUCUACGGCGCCAUCGAGGCUCCCGCCAAAGUCCUCACCUUCUUCGUCCUGGACUGGAUUGGACGGAGGAACGGCCAGGCCGGGUUUCUGAUCACCACUGGAGCUCUGAUUGCAAUAAACACUGCCAUACCUUUAGAGUACUCUGUGAUUCGUACCUGCGUCGCUGUGGUGGCCAAGGGUUUCUCUGAGGCGGCGUUCACCACAGCGUUCCUCUACUCAGCAGAACUCUACCCAACAAUCCUCAGGCAGUGUGGUCUGGGCUACACCUCCUCUCUCUGUCGGAUCGGAAGCUCCCUGGCUCCGAUGAUCAUGCUGCUGGAGGACGUCUGGCUUCUUUUGCCACCGCCGAUCUUCGCUGGGACAGGGAUUAUCAGCGGCAGCUUGGUUUUCCUGCUCCCAGAGACGCUCAAUGUCCGUCUGCCCGAAAAUAUCUUUGACGUCGAGGAGGGAAGGUAG
Molecule: messenger RNA, 1607 nt
Organism: Lates calcarifer (barramundi perch)
Lineage: Eukaryota; Metazoa; Chordata; Actinopteri; Centropomidae
Gene: slc22a7a
Product: solute carrier family 22 member 7a
Biological process (GO): transmembrane transport
Cellular component (GO): membrane
Molecular function (GO): transmembrane transporter activity
Source: RefSeq, a predicted model, not a curated record